Messenger RNA from Phasianus colchicus (ring-necked pheasant), 580 nucleotides. Lineage: Eukaryota; Metazoa; Chordata; Aves; Galliformes; Phasianidae. The record is from RefSeq and is a predicted model, not a curated record.
AGGUCACAGCGCCCCCUGCUGUCCCUGCAGUUCGAGGAGGUGGCGGAGAAGGACGACCUCAUGGGGGUGGAGGACACGGCCAGGAAGGGCUUCUUCUCGAAGCCGCCGCUGCGGAGCCGCAACACGGUUUUCACGCUGGGGCAGCGGGGGGCGCUGCUGGGCAGCGCGGAGCUCGAGGCGCCCAUCAUCGUCCCGCACGCGGCGCAGCGCAGCGACGUCCGGUACCCGUUCGAGGCGCUGUUCCGCAGCCAGCACUACGCGCUGGUGGACAACAGCUGCAGGGAAUUCCUUUUCCUCUGCGACUUCUUCGCCGUGUCGGGGGGGGACGCCAUGCAGCUCUAUGGGGCCGUCAUGGGGCGCACCCUCACCAUGUUCCUGGUGGGCAUUUUUGGGGGCAUUUGGGGGCAUUUUGGGGUAUUUUGGGUUCUUUUGGGUUCAUCUUUUGGGGUCAUGACGGGCAGCACCCUCACCAUGUUCCUGGUGGGCAUUUGGGGGAUUUGGGGGGCAUUUUGAGGGCAUUUCGGGGCCUUUUGGGGUCAUCUUUUGGGGUUACAUUGGGUGGGACCCUCUCCAUGUUCCU